GAUUGGCUGCUUCCACACUGGUGCUGAUGUGGUGUUCUGAAGUUAGCUAGCCUUUCGACCGAUUCAGACAUAUUCUUUGGUUUAUUUGUAACUUUGCUUCGUUUGAAAAACAUGCCUUACUAUCAGACUUGGGAGGAGUUCGCCCGUGCAGCGGAAAAACUGUAUCUGACAGACCCGAUGAAGGUUCGUGUGGUUCUCAAGUACAGACACUGCGACGGCAACCUUUGCAUCAAAGUGACCGACAAUGCCGUGUGUUUACAGUACAAGACAGACCAGGCCCAGGACGUGAAGAAGAUCGAGAAGCUCCACGGAAAACUGAUGAGACUCAUGGUGUCCAAGGAGACGCAUAGUGGGUCCAUGGAGACGGACUAAAACGCUCUCCAGGCACCGGCCUUCUAGAGCACCCGGACUGAGUUCAGUGGACACAAUGGUUGAUGAGAGCACAUUACCAUCUGAGUGCAACGUGGAGACUGAGAGAUGGGAAUGUGGUGAUUGAUCUGGCUGCCUACACUGAUUUAAUACCACUAGGGACGUGUCAUAUAUAUAUAUACUGUAUAUAUUUUAUUCAAUCAGGAUUUCUUAUGAUACGUUCUUCAUAAAAAAAAAUCCACUUUUCCUGUGUUUUUUUUUCUUAUCAGGCAUUGUGAUCUCAUCCCUGAUGGUAUUAACACAAAGUAUUGUCAGUGUAGGCUGCUGGGAAAUUAUAGGAAAUGAAGAGGUUGUGAAGUGGAGAGGGUUUGGGGUAAUGUGGGCCAAAGUGUCCAAAAAUUACAAAUCCUCUGCUGCAGUGUAAGCAGCUUUGGCACCUGGAUUUUUUUUUUAAAGGAGCUUGGGUUCAGCUUCAGUUUUAAAGCUGCCAAAAAGGUGUUUUUUUUGUCGUAUUCGGUUUAAGCACAGCGAUUGUUUUCUUUUCUUUUUUUUUUUCAUCAUGGACUUGUGCCACAUGAAUGAAGCAGGACCUUCUGAUUUCCUAAGGGACAGUGUGGAGGACCCCCCUAUACACACACCUCCAAAUGCCAUUUUAUAGUCUGAGAAUCAUUACGUAAUAAAUGUUUAUUUACCCCAGUACAGCGAGUACCUCUCCUCUAUUCAU
This is a messenger RNA of Anoplopoma fimbria (sablefish), 1093 nucleotides long. It is a transcript of the gene srp9, whose product is annotated as signal recognition particle 9. The transcript is spliced from 3 exons. The record is from RefSeq and is a predicted model, not a curated record. Gene Ontology annotation, molecular function: 7S RNA binding. Bases 112 to 372 code for a protein of 86 amino acids. Gene Ontology annotation, biological process: negative regulation of translational elongation; SRP-dependent cotranslational protein targeting to membrane. NCBI's taxonomy places the organism in Eukaryota, Metazoa, Chordata, Actinopteri, Perciformes, Anoplopomatidae. Gene Ontology annotation, cellular component: signal recognition particle, endoplasmic reticulum targeting.